This is a messenger RNA of Myxozyma melibiosi, 1429 nucleotides long. Its product is annotated as putative short-chain dehydrogenase. The transcript is spliced from 3 exons. The record is from RefSeq and is a predicted model, not a curated record. Lineage: Eukaryota; Fungi; Ascomycota; Lipomycetes; Lipomycetales; Lipomycetaceae. Gene Ontology annotation, molecular function: oxidoreductase activity, acting on the CH-OH group of donors, NAD or NADP as acceptor. The coding region runs from base 173 to 1234 and encodes 353 amino acids.
CACUUUCCGUUCCAGCAAUUGUGCCGGCCGCACCAAACCCGCUGACUGAUUCCCCCGCAACAUGGUCUUCCUCAGACUUUUGGGUUGUGAUCAAGACCCGAGUUCUUAAGCUCAUACAGCGUCCCGUCAUGGAACUCCGCUUUGCAUCCUCCUUCCCGCAUCGAACUGUAUAAUGGCGUUCACGUUAGGAGAUCUUCUCCUCAUUAUCGACAAAACGGCGUUGAACCCAUACAUCACUGCCUUUGCACCAAUUCUACUGCAUUUGUUCACCGACAACAAAUUCGUUAUCGAGCAGACAGGCGGUCUCUUGAAAUACGGAAUCGUUAGACCGUUCGCCCCUCUGCUGUACAAAUCUAUCGUUCUAUUUUGUGCUGGUGCAAUCAUUCGCCUGAACCGGUCAUUGAAUAAGAAGGCGUUGAAUAAUGGCGUUGAUGCGAAGUUCGACUGGCCUAAAGAGAUUAUUGUCGUGACUGGAGGAUCUGGAGGAAUCGGAGGCGAGGCGGUGAAGAAGCUUGCGUCUAGAGGAAGUCAGAUCGUGGUCUUGGACGUUCUGCCUCUGACAUAUGCUCCACCUAAGAAUGUGCACUUCUACAAGGUCGACUUGACGGAUUACGAAGCUCUUCAGGAGGUCUCCUCCAGAAUCUCAAAAGACAUCGGGGAUCCCACCAUAGUCGUCGCCAAUGCGGGUAUUUGUCGCGGCAAGCCAAUUCUCCAAGCUACGAAGCGCGAUAUUGAGCUUACUUUUGGCGUGAACAAUAUGGGCAUGCUGUAUACCGCAAAGGCGUUCUUGCCGAGCAUGGUCAAAAACAAUCAUGGGCAUUUCUUGAUCAUCGCGUCCCAGACAGGAUACUUGGCAACGGCGGGAGUGACGGAUUAUUCUGCAACCAAAGCUGCCGCGAUCAAUAUUUACGAAGGUCUGCAGACGGAGACCAAGCAUAUCUAUAAAGCCCCGGCGGUUCGUUUUUCAUGCAUUUCUCCCUCGGCUGUGAACACCAAGAUGUUUGCUGGUUUGAAGGCUGGCAGUGGAUUUUUCAUGCCGCGUCUGUCGGCAGCCGAUGUGGGCGGUCUGAUCGCCGAGACAUUGUGGAGUGGCAACUCGAGUAACUUGUUGGUUCCGGCGUUUGCAUAUAUCUCGGUUCCUAGCAAGUUGUUUCCGGAUUGGAUGCGUGUCGGGAUGCAGGAUGGCGGGGCGGAUGUGAUGUCUGAUUUGAACCCGCAUAAGCCGUUGGAUUGAUGAGUGGAGUUUGUAAAGUCCGAGAAUAUUAUAUACAAUACUUUUGUCCAAUUGUUAGAGUUAUCGAAAUCAAUUUGAUAUUAGCCGACUAAAGCGGAUUUUUAGAGAAGCAGCGGGUUUUUAUAAAACAGUUGUCCCGUCAUGUAUCCAGAAUGAGCGACGUGCUACGUAUGUCUUAAUUUAGCAGUAGAGUAG